AUGUCCCAAGUGAAUGCUGCGCUUCGACGUUUGUGUUACCGACGACAGCGGGAGACACGAAGCAGCUUAUUGCCUUUUCUUUUUGGACUUUAAACCGCCGGUUUCACCCGUACAGCUGUCAAAGUAUUCGGCGAUAUAGUAGCGGACUCCAUCUGUGUAUCUUCACUUUUAAUAAUGCCUCGAGGCGGGAAAAAGGGCCACAAGGGCCGAGGAAAGCAGUUCAGCAACCCCGAGGAGAUUGACAGACAGAUGAAAGCGCAGCGAGAGUUGGAAGAAAAUGCUGGUGCAGAAAAAGAGAGCUCUGCAGAGUCUGAGGAAGAGAGCAGCAGUGAUGAAGAGUCUGAGUCAAGGAGGAGGAGUGGAGUGGAGGGUCUUAUAGAGAUUGAGAAUCCAAACCGUGUGUCUCAGAAGAGCAAGAAAGUGACUGAAGUCGACGUCAGUGCUCCCAGAGAGCUGACUCGCAGAGAGAGAGAGGAGAUAGAGAAGCAGAAAUCAAAGGAGCGCUACAUGAAGCUCCAUCUGGAGGGGAAGACUGAGCAGGCCAGGGCCGACCUCGCCAGGCUAGCCAUCAUCAAGAAACAGAGGGAGGAAGCUGCCAAGAAGCGGGACGAACUCAGGAAAGAAAAAGAAGCCGAAGAAGCCAAAGCAAAACGCUAGUCCUCCAUCCGCUUCGUCAUGCACUUCAGUCUCAGAGUGAUGGAGAGAGAAGGAGAUCUGGAGGAGGAGAAUGGGGGAGGGGACCAAUACAAGUGUUGUCAGAUCAGGGGUGCUCCUGAACUCCUGUCCCUCAUUUCAAAUCAGAGGGGUGUGGGUCUUCCAUGACAGUGUGGUCAGGACAGGGAAAAUGGGUGGAGCAAAGCGAGGUGAAGAGGAAUGCAACAUUUGGGAUGCCUCUAGUUUUCUUUAAACUUUGUUGAAGUUUGAGGAGGAGAUGAUUGCAGGUUUUCCAAGUGCUUCACUGCCUCUUUACUCCUCCCCACCCACCAGGGUUUUAAUUCUAAAGCUGCUGAAGUUAUUUCCAUUCCUUUUGAUUCAUACAUUUUUACAAGGUUACAUAAUUCGAGUUUACUUAGUGACUGAGCAGGUAUUACAGUGAGUGUGCAUGGGGAUUUCUUUGGUGCUUCACUUUUCCUUCCAUCUCACCUGUUUUGUAAGAAGGCAAAUCAGUGAAAGAUGGAGAAAAGAACACUAUUCAGAGGAUAAUCUGAUAUCUAGGAAAUAUACUGUUUAGUUAAAUAUUUUGUUCUGGAUCAAAAAUGGCAUGCUGCACCACAGCUGAGUGGGUAUGUUUUCAUGAUGCAAUGGAAUAAUUUUCACCAGAACACGACCCAAAUUAUUCUGCUUUUCCCACCAGCUUUAUAUUUGUCACACUUAUUGGUUUUGCCUUGAUUUGAGCUUGUUUUAAUUUGACAAUUUACAGAAUUGGAAGAAUUACCUGACCUAUCUACCAUUAUAAGUUUAGAGAGUAGUAAAUAUUUAGUUUCUUUUUGCUGUCUCAUGGAUCGUUCCCAAACCCAAACUUUACUCCCUUGGAUCAACUUAUAGCUGUCAGUGUCUCAUCAUGUGUUUUGUUAUCCUUUGCUCAGAGCACCAGGAAUAUUACUUGAAUUGCCUUUAAUAAGCAGUUUUUAAGUUGUUAAACAUCAGUGCUGGAAAGCAUUGUCUCAAACUGCCUCAGUGACUGUGGCCUUGCCCUGUUUCUGAUGGGAUCCUCUGUGGUUCUGUGGGAGGGAUUGCUUCUUCUGUUGCCUUUUCAGAGUUUACACAAGACCAGUUGAUGGUCUUUCUCCUGUAAUCAAAGCACUGCAAAGGACCUACACUGAGUUAGUUUAUUAGGUAUUCUACAUCAGCACCACUACAAACAGUCUCCAGGUUUAUCACAGACAGCUCAACCCAUCUUUGACUGCGACUUUCUAAACUUCACAAAGACAGGAUGUACUGCAGGGCAUUUGUAUUGUUUAGACUGCACGGGGGUAAAUGCUAACUCAGUAUGUGGUAGAUUUGGAUCUGCCUUGAUCAGGAAAACUGUGCUCAAUAUAAUAUGGAAGUAGCUUAAAGAACAAAGCAGUUGGAACCACAGAGUGUGAGAAACGUAGCCACAGCAUAAAAACGAAUGCCACAAGUUUUCCAUCAUCUAUUUGAAGUCAUUUUUAAAAAAUAAAUUCAUUAAGA
Molecule: messenger RNA, 2172 nt
Organism: Toxotes jaculatrix (banded archerfish)
Lineage: Eukaryota; Metazoa; Chordata; Actinopteri; Toxotidae
Gene: pdap1a
Product: pdgfa associated protein 1a
Exons: 6
Coding region: 175-657 (160 amino acids)
Cellular component (GO): cytosol
Molecular function (GO): RNA binding
Source: RefSeq, a predicted model, not a curated record